CUGCUGCCCAAGAAGACCGAGAGCCACCACAAGGCCAAGGGCAAGUAAGCUACCUGUUUUGGUUAAUUUUGGGAUGGCUUGCACGAUGUCCGCAAGUCACCAGCCGCGCGCAAAUAGCUGGCCCCGCACAAGGCCACCGGCGGCAAAAGCCCCAUGCGAGCAGCUGGCAACCAAGGCAGCCCGCAGGACUUCAAGACCGACCUGUGCUUCCAGAGCUCGGCCGUGAUGGCCCUGCAGGAGGCCUGCGAGGCCUACCUGGUGGGGCUCUUCGAGGACACCAACCUGUGCGCCAUCCACGCCAAGCGCGUCACCAUCAUGCCCAAGGACAUCCAGCUGGCGCGCCGCAUCCGCGGGGAGAGGGCGUUAAUUCUUUUAAGCCAGUGACCAGAGCCUUUG
This is a messenger RNA of Callorhinus ursinus (northern fur seal), 396 nucleotides long. RefSeq names its product histone H3-like. Gene Ontology annotation, molecular function: protein heterodimerization activity; structural constituent of chromatin; DNA binding. The record is from RefSeq and is a predicted model, not a curated record. NCBI's taxonomy places the organism in Eukaryota, Metazoa, Chordata, Mammalia, Carnivora, Otariidae. Gene Ontology annotation, cellular component: nucleosome.